Molecule: messenger RNA, 303 nt
Organism: Rattus rattus (black rat)
Lineage: Eukaryota; Metazoa; Chordata; Mammalia; Rodentia; Muridae
Product: 60S ribosomal protein L31-like
Exons: 2
Coding region: 1-303 (100 amino acids)
Biological process (GO): cytoplasmic translation
Cellular component (GO): ribosome; cytosolic large ribosomal subunit
Molecular function (GO): structural constituent of ribosome
Source: RefSeq, a predicted model, not a curated record
AUGGCUCCCGCAGAGAAGGGUGGCGAGAAGAAGAAGGGCUGUUCUGCUGUCCACGAGGUGGUGACCCGAGAAUACACCAUCAACCUCCACAAGCGCAUCCAUGAAGUGGGCUCCAAGAAGCGGGCACUCAGCUUAAUAAAGCUGCUGGGACAAGGGAAUAAGGAAUGUUCUGCAUCGCCUCUGAGUACAUCCGGAAAACACAGUGGGGAUGAGGAUUCACCAAACAAGCUCUACGCACUGGUAACUUACGUGCCUGUUACCACAUUCAAAAAUCUACAGAUGGUCAAUGCAGACGAGAGCUAA